UCGAAUAGAUAGUGAAAGUCCCCCGGAGCGAACAGGAGCGCAGAGGGCGAGAGCGGGGGGCGGUAGAAACGGGGGGGGCCGCAGUAAGGUAUAUGAGGGCCUCAGUUCGAGCAAUCGCCGGUACUCUAGCCUCGCUGCCUACUUACAUUCACACACACUAACACAACCACCGCCGGGGAACACGAUGCACACCCUCGCGACGGUAGCCGCGUUACUUAGCGCGUUGCUGGCGGUGUCGGCGCAGCAGUACCAACAACCCGGCGGCAAUUACGUCGACGAUUACGCCCAGUACGACUCGCAGAGACCCAGCCAACCAGCCCCCCGUAGCUACGCGCCGAACGACGUACCGUCCCGGCAAUCGGCGGCGCCGGCGGAACCGAAGCCGACGCCGGUCGCGAUCCUGAAGCAGAUCAAUCGCCACAACGAGGACGGCUCGUACACGUACGGCUUCGAAGGCGCGGACGGCUCCUUCAAGAUCGAGACCAAGCUGCCAACCGGCGAUGUGAGAGGCAAAUACGGUUUUGUCGAUGACACCGGCAAGGUCCGCGUGGUCGAGUACGGCGCGAAUCAGUACGGCUUCCAACCUGCCGGCGAAGGUAUCACCGUCGCCCCGCCGACCUUGAUCGACGAGACCACCAGCAAGGACGGUGUUCAGGGCCAGAACUACCAGGACUACGAUUAUCAGCAACAACAACAGCAACAGCCUCAGGAGGCACCCGCUCGACCGGCUUACCAGCGACAGGCGCACACCCAGGCUGUGUACGCACCUGCCCAGGUAGCCCCGAGUAGACCUGCUCUCCCGAAAACGCCCAUCUUCAGGCCUGUUGCCGCCGCGGCACCGGAGCCACGACAGUCUGCGUUGCAGCAGAGCUCGGGCUACGACGAGCCGGCACCAACCUCCCAGUUGUACAAUCAGGGACCCGCACAGUUCAGCCCGGCGCCGGACCAGCAGCGCCGUUCUCAACCGCAACAACGCAGCGGAGGCGGCAUCCUGGACCAGCUCGCUAGGGACUACGCUUUGCCUCAGGGAGUGGCGCCACCGCUGCACGACAUCAGCUUUGGCUACUACUAAAUCGCCUCUAGUCCUGCCUCUGUGUCUAACGGAGAGUGAGAAAGAGGAAAAGAGAGUCUGGGCUCAAUUGUGGCCUUCGAGAGAUUUUGGCAUUCCGAUGUCUUUGCGAUUCUUGUAGAGAGUACUUCUUUAAUCCAAUUUAUUGCAAAUUCCAAGUCUAACUUAUAGGAUGACCUGUCCAGUAAAUGAACGUGUCAAACUCUGAUUUGAAUAGGCUAAGCCAGAUUAAUCUUCUGCGUCGCAAUUUUGACAUGAUCACAUAUAGUCUGUGAGUUACCUCUAGUUACUCAGUUAAGGUGGUGAUGAUUCACUCAUAAAGUGCGCCACAUGCUUUAACAUUAUAAUAAAAAUUGCAAAGUGUUUAUUCACUGAGUAGCGUACAAUUACUGGACAGGUCAUCUUGCGCGACGUAGAGCGAUCGAAGACUCUGUAUUCUCGCGAGCGUCACGAUUCAUCCCAGACUCGUCUACGUCCCGGAGCGUGUUGGUCUUGUAUUCUAUCUGUGAAUGGGACGGAAUGGAACACCCCGAUGGUCGCUUAUCUCGGCGUGAUCGCGACGUGGCCUGCUCCUCCCGAAGUGGGCGGCAUCGCGGUCGAUGAUCGUCGCGAACGAACCGUCUGCCGAAGUCGGAAGUCGAGAACCGUCAGUGUUGGCGUCUGAAAUUGCGAGUUGAAAGCUAAUGCUCCAUUUUGUCUGUGUGAUGCAACACCUUUUAUUUAAAUGACUUUAUUAAUUAAAUUCCCUGUAGUAAUUUAAUGAACUAGAAUUAGAACUAUAUACUCUAUAUGAAUUAGAAUUAUACCUCCACGAGACGCGUUAGAAUAGAAACGAUGGAUCUCAUCUAAUUCCGCAUUGCGUCGUUCGAAUUAUCAGCGAUAAACUGUGAUAAAUCGCUGGCAAGACAAUCCUGACAAAUCAUAAAAAGGAACCACGAUGGAGAUCAAUUCACUGCGCACGGCAAAUGGAUCUUUAAUUUCAUCGUAGAUCCUUGUUCAAUUUCUGAGAAAUUGGAACAGGAGAGCUUUUCAAAACGCUUUAGAGACGGGAAACGUGAGUUUUUCUUUGCUAACUUGAACGCCAAUAUCUAAGUUCUCGCCUUCUUACUUCGAUCACGAUUGCUCGCCUGCACGGGUGUUCGACUGUUGCAACGUUAGAAAAUUUGGUAUCAUCUAUCAAGCAUCGAGAUUAUCAUUACGCGCGUAUCACGACUUAUUGGAAAAAAUCAUCCGCCUGUUUAGGCGUGACGGUCAGGUCAGGCGGACAGCAGGAGCUAUGAAACUGAUGUAUAAAAAGGAAUGUAAAUAAAAUUUCUCGCCCAUCUC
This is a messenger RNA of Odontomachus brunneus, 2395 nucleotides long. RefSeq lists its product as uncharacterized. The coding region runs from base 185 to 1072 and encodes 295 amino acids. The record is from RefSeq and is a predicted model, not a curated record. Gene Ontology annotation, molecular function: structural constituent of chitin-based larval cuticle. Gene Ontology annotation, cellular component: chitin-based extracellular matrix. Lineage: Eukaryota; Metazoa; Arthropoda; Insecta; Hymenoptera; Formicidae. The transcript has 2 exons.